AAGUCACAGAUCCCAAACCUCAAACCAAGUGGCAAUCCCAGUCCCAGAGCCAACUCACUUCAACUGUCAUCCUCUGUCCUCUUCCACGCAAAAAAACGGAGAUGGAAUCUUUUGGCCACGAGUUCGACGUCAUAGUAGUCGGUGCCGGGAUCAUGGGCAGCUCCACCGCCUACCAGACUGCCAAGCGCGGCCACAAGACCCUCCUGCUCGAGCAAUUCGACUUCCUUCACCACCGAGGCUCGUCCCAUGGAGAGUCCCGGACUAUCAGGGCUACGUAUCCAGAGGACUACUACGGUCCUCUCGUACUCGAGUCCUACAAGCUAUGGCUAGAAGCACAGUCAGAGAUCGGCUACAAUGUCUAUUUCAAGGCCGAGCACUUCGACAUGGGCCACGAAAGCAACAAAACUCUCCAGACAAUUGUUAGGAGCUGCCUUAAGAAUGAGAUAGGUUACCGGCUGCUGAACCGGGAGCAGGUGGAGCAGGAGUACUCGGGUCGGAUCAACCUACCGGAAGGGUGGGUGGGCGUGGCUACGGAGCACGGCGGUGUGAUAAAGCCGACAAAGGCGGUGUCGAUGUUCCAAACGCUGGCAUUACAAAACGGCGCCGUAUUGAGGGACAACAUGGAGGUGGUGGAGAUAAAGAGAGAUGAAGUGAGGGGAGGGGUUUGGGUUGGGGUUGGAAAUAAUGGAGAGAGGUUUUGGGGUAAGAAGUGUGUGGUGACAGUUGGGGCUUGGACUAAGAAGUUAGUUAAAACGGUUGGUGGGUUUGAACUGCCUAUACAGCCCUUGGAGACCGCUGUGUGUUAUUGGAGGAUCAAGGAGGGCCAUGAAGCUGGUUUUGCCAUUGGAGGUGACUUCCCCACUUUUGCAAGCUAUGGGGUUCCAUAUGUCUAUGGUACACCCUCAUUGGAGUAUCCGGGUUUGAUCAAGGUUGCGGUGCAUGGCGGGUACCCGUGUGACCCGGAUAAGAGGCCGUGGGGACCCGGGAACCCGCUAGCUCCGUUGAAGGAGUGGAUAGAGAGUACAUUCUCCGGCGUGGUUGACUCCGGAGGGCCGGUUGCUACUCAGUUGUGUAUGUACUCCAUGACCCCAGAUGAGGAUUUUAUUAUUGAUUUCAUUGGAGGUGAGUUCGGGAAGGAUGUGGUGAUCGGAGGCGGGUUUUCCGGUCACGGGUUCAAGCUGUCUCCGGUGGUGGGGAGGGUAUUGGCUGACCUUGCACUUAGUGGAGAAGCUAAAGGAGUGGAGCUAAAGCACUUUAGGACAGCAAGGUUUCAAGAGAAUCCUCAAGGCAAUGUUAAAGAUUACCUAUAAAUUAAUCACUACUUUUGUGUUGUGUAUGU
Fragaria vesca subsp. vesca is the source of this 1339-nucleotide messenger RNA. RefSeq names its product probable sarcosine oxidase-like. The coding region runs from base 102 to 1310 and encodes 402 amino acids. Lineage: Eukaryota; Viridiplantae; Streptophyta; Magnoliopsida; Rosales; Rosaceae. The record is from RefSeq and is a predicted model, not a curated record. The transcript has a single exon. Gene Ontology annotation, molecular function: sarcosine oxidase activity; flavin adenine dinucleotide binding.